AUGUUUUUGGAGCUUGUUUAUGGAAUUUCAGUGGUUGAAGACGAAAAAAUCUCGGAACUUUUGAAAUUGGCCGACUUUUUCAAUUGUCAAACUGCAAUCGACAGAUGCGAGGAAUUCCUUUUUUUCCGGUCUCAUCAACCAUUCGAAUUCAAGUUCCAAACGGCACUCAAGUAUAAAAUGGAAAAAUUGAAGGUGAAAUGUUAUUCGGGACUCAGCAAGAACACCGAUUUCAGUGGUUUAUCACCACAAGAUGCGCAUGAUUACAGUCCAGAUGAUUGGAAGGAGCUGUUUGAUAAAAUUGUUUCACUUAAAUAA
Caenorhabditis briggsae is the source of this 315-nucleotide messenger RNA. Lineage: Eukaryota; Metazoa; Nematoda; Chromadorea; Rhabditida; Rhabditidae. Bases 1 to 315 code for a protein of 104 amino acids. The record is from RefSeq and is a predicted model, not a curated record. The transcript is spliced from 3 exons.